CUCUUCUCUAAUUCAACCUCUCGCAUCACUCCACCAAACACCCGUCAAAGGCCCCGCCAAAGACCAGCUCAUUAGUAGCCAUCGCCAUUUGAUAAUCUCCUCCCAUCCCCAACAAUAAGGAAAUAAAGGAUGUCGCGACACAAGAAUAUUCGAAAUCUUGACCCAUACGCAGAACUCGAUGACUUCGAUGGAGGGGGGUCUAAUGAUAUUAGCGCAUCUGAUGAAAGACAAUUACAGGAGGGCCUGGUCCAAGUUCGGGGAGCCCUGGAACGCGCUAGAAUUUCUGUCACAGAUAAGGAGAUUGAAGAAUCGCUAUGGUACUACUACUUCGACGUCAGCAAGACUAUUAAUUACAUUUUGAGCCAUCAUGCGCCAGCCAAGAAGUCAAAAAAGAAGGCCCAAUCACAGUUUACGCAGAAAGCUCAAAAAGGUGCCCCAACGGUGGCACAAGCCAAAGCUUUCUCGGAGCCUAGCCCUGAUGAUAUAGUGAUGGCCGCCCAGAGUAGUAGUAAAGGUUUGAAUAAUGCAAAAAAGAAGACAGAUAAACCCGCCGAGAAGAUAGAGGCCGCCGUCCAGGCGAUGGCCAUCGACAACACGCCUGUUAAGGCCAGAAAGAAGAUUGAUGUUUUAGAGAAAUUCAAGAAUGCCACAACGAAAGAGAAUGCAAACUUUGUUGUAAUAGGCCAUGUGGACGCUGGGAAGAGCACAUUAAUGGGAAGGCUCCUUUAUGAUUGCGGUGUAAUAGACGAACGUACAAUCCAGAGAUUCAAGGCGGAAGCAGAAAGGAUUGGGAAACAAAUGAGGAGCGAUCAAGAGGUGUGA
Tuber melanosporum (Perigord truffle) is the source of this 822-nucleotide messenger RNA. RefSeq lists its product as uncharacterized. The record is from RefSeq and is a predicted model, not a curated record. Gene Ontology annotation, molecular function: GTP binding; GTPase activity. Gene Ontology annotation, biological process: translation. The transcript is spliced from 10 exons. The coding region runs from base 130 to 822 and encodes 230 amino acids. Lineage: Eukaryota; Fungi; Ascomycota; Pezizomycetes; Pezizales; Tuberaceae.